ACCCCUCUUUGUACAACGAAACUCAACUAGUUCAAUGAACAACGCAACUAUUAUGUUGUUGAGAUUGGUCUUGCACUACUUCACAGUACCUCCUUCCACUCAAGUUUUAGACUUAUGCCUUUCAAACCUCUGUUUACUUAACAUACUCUCAUCCUCAAUUCCCUUCGCAUUUGCCUAGACAUAUUGCUGUAAAGUGGGGACUGGAAAUUUUUUUU
Messenger RNA from Rubroshorea leprosula, 215 nucleotides. The record is from the annotation of a GenBank genome assembly. NCBI's taxonomy places the organism in Eukaryota, Viridiplantae, Streptophyta, Magnoliopsida, Malvales, Dipterocarpaceae.